This is a messenger RNA of Aspergillus glaucus CBS 516.65, 884 nucleotides long. RefSeq lists its product as uncharacterized. The coding region runs from base 117 to 536 and encodes 139 amino acids. The record is from RefSeq and is a predicted model, not a curated record. The transcript has a single exon. Lineage: Eukaryota; Fungi; Ascomycota; Eurotiomycetes; Eurotiales; Aspergillaceae.
UCCCCUGGGUUGGACAAACACUCCUGGGUCUCGCAUCUUGAUUUUUCCCUGCUCGUCUUCAUCUGGUGUGUACUUUGCUGAAGGUCUCGCAUGUGGUAUCUCCAGAGACGAAAGCAAUGAAAGCCAAUGCGAUUGUAUCGCUCUUCCUCCUCUCUGCGACGUCGCUCGCUGUCGCAGAGACUGAGGUACCUUCACCAACGGCGACAACCACAAUAACGGUGAUUUAUGCGAACCAAGCCACAUCCACAACCGAUUCGACCUCUUCGCCUUCCACUUCGACUUCAAUCGCAAGCACGUCGAGCACAUCCGUCACGUCCACCACCUCUAGCUCGUCUAGCGCUUCUAGCAGCGCAUCUUCCUCGAGUCUGCGCACAAUGACGGCCACGAAUUCUGGGAGUCCGGUUAAUUUGAUAGCAACUGCUGCGACAGCCCAUGCGACCGAUGAGGCCAGCGAGGCGGCCAGCGCCAGGAAUGUUGAUAUAUCAUUGGGUCUUGUUGUGGGAUCAUUUGCGCUUGCUUUGGGCUCAAUAUGGUGACAAUGCGACGGUGCAAUUCUGAGAUGGUCGACUUCAACGGCUAUGACGACUCCGUUGCGACGCUGGGCCAUUCAUCAUACACCGAUCAUAAAAGAGACGUCUUGGCGCAUCGCCAGUGACUGGAUUGUGUUCUCUUUUUCCUAAUCGUUUCUGUUAUUUCGGGUCAGCUCUUGCAAGAGUUGGGUUUCUCGGAUUGUGUUUUAAAUAUACAUACCCCUUUGAUGAUUUCUCGAAUAUCUAUGCGCCACUGUUCUUUUCGACGAAAAUCUCAUUUGUUCUUCUAUAAAUCCUGUUCAUAACAAUUGCUUGUGUUAUGCUUCUGUAUAGACCUUCAGUAGACGCAUCUCU